Labrus bergylta (ballan wrasse) is the source of this 1224-nucleotide messenger RNA. NCBI's taxonomy places the organism in Eukaryota, Metazoa, Chordata, Actinopteri, Labriformes, Labridae. The record is from RefSeq and is a predicted model, not a curated record.
UCACUAACCAGACACCUUAUAAGAGGCAGAGCAGGUACCCAGUGGCCACAUACAAAGAACUCCUGUGAAGCAAUGAGAGUGCUCAGUGUUGUAUUUGUUCUGGUGUGUGUGUGCUGGGGAGCCAUAGGUGUGCAGGUCAAGGCUGGGGACAGAGUCUUUCCUUUGGAAUCAGUGAAGCAGCUGAAGGAGCUGAUGGAUUUGGAUGACGAAAACAUCAGCCUGAACCUCCCUGAGACGAGCAUUGAAGCCGCUUGCGUCAACCCACUUCUGCCACGAAUCUUCCGGCCAGUGUGUCGAGGAAGGAGAACAGGGAUUGUUUUCUCUAAGCUGGUGAAAAUCAUUACACCUUUGGAUCCUUGUGAAAUAUGCGCCAACGCUGCCUGUUACGGGUGUUUGUACUGAGGCUGCCAUCUGCCAAAUACACACACAUCCAGCGACCCAGCAACCACGAGGGUCAAGGUUCAGAGGUCAACUGAUGCCUAAAAAAUACUGGGUUAAAAGUUUUGGUACACACUUAUCAUACCUUUAUCAGAAAAAUGUCAAAAUAGACAUACUGCAUUGUUUGAAUAAAAUAUCCGUCUCUCCAAUGAAUUUCAGUUUGAACUUUUUUCACUCAUGUAUUAAUUGAAAUUAAGCUUCUCAGUAAAUAACAUUUUCAAUUUCUUUGGGUCAUUGAAAGCAAUUUUUUCUAGGGUUUAAAAAGCAAUCCACUUUUUUCACUGUGACCCACUUUAGACCUUUGUUUUCGUCUGGCAGUCACAGCCAACUAGAGCAGCUAAUUUAUGGAAUGGCAAACAGAAAGGUGCAAAAAGGCACCAAAUGGCAAGGCAUCACCAGCCUGCUUUCAUGUCCCUGUGCUUCAGAGCAAUUAUAGUCAACAAGGAUGAAAGAAAAUCCUCUUUGUAAUCAUUUAAGGCUGUGUUGCUGUUUGUAUUGUGUUUGUGUGUGCCCUCUGAUCAAUAUAACUUUCAAUAAUGGGAUUUUGAAGAGUCUUGACCUAUCAAGUGAGUCACAGAAAUCCAUUGUUUUCAACCCUUGAUGUUGUUUUCACUUCAACGUGUGCAUUAGAAUAAUUAAAAAUAAGAUCACUUUAGUUCCCCCCAUGUCACAAAAACAUGAAAAACAUUUUUCAUUUGGUUCAUCCAAUCUUUACAACAAAAAAAAACAUGGAUUAAAGGAUUGUUAAAAUGAUUUGUGCUGAAAUAAAAACCAUUUACACCCGUA